GAACCACCCUGGAAUCUCUCCAAACACCUUUCAGGGCAGCUUUUCAGGUUGCUGUGACUGUCUGCCGCACCUGACUUCCUUCGUUGUUCACUCAGCCGUCAAGAAUCCUGACGGCUAAUUAAGUUUUUCACAUUCCAUUCUCAAAACCGGAGACGACUUCAUUGGGACGUUGUCGUCCGAGGCGUUCCCAAAGAGGCCCAGUGUUCCCAACUUAGCCCUGAAUCAUCCCAAAUGAUGGUCAGGUGUUGUUGGCGAGGAAUCCAAACAUCUAUCUCUGCGCAGGCAGAAACCCAAUAGGCUUUGCUCAUGAAUCCCUUCUUUUUCUUCAGAGGUGUAAUUCUUGGGCAACUCACUUAUGCGUCUGCGGUGAGAAAUGCCGCAAUCCUGAGCGCAGGGUCUUCUGUGGGUUUUGUGAUGCAACGCCUGGCCUUCUCCCACGGAGAAGAUUGCAAGGCUGAAAAGCGCAAUGCUAAACAGGUUGCAAUGCUAAAAAUGCUCGUGACGAAUGUGUCCCCACCCACCGACCGCAAGGAUGGGCACCUGCUGCCAGUAACACCAGAAGGAGAGAAGAAGAGGAGAUGCGCCAGGUAGGUGUCACAGAAGAAGUGCGCACCAAUCUGGUCUCUUCUCUCUUGCACCUUGUUGGAGUCGCAAGAAAACUUUGCUCCUGGAGAGGUUCUAGCAGCGUCACUUUGCGCACAGGGAGACACAUGGGAAGGAGCAUGAAUCACCUUCUGAUGCUCAUUUUUGGCCUGGCGUUGCUGCUGCACCCAGCCAGCCCUUUGCGGAUCUGUGCCUUCAACAUCCAGAGCUUUGGGGACACCAAACUGUCUGACGCGGGCAUCUCCAAAAUCAUUGUGAAGAUCCUCUCCCGCUAUGACAUUGCGCUGGUGCAAGAGGUGCGCGACUCCGACCUCAGCGCCGUCACGGAUCUGAUGGAGCGGCUCAACAGGGCCUCCAAGAACGAAUACGCAUACGAGAUCAGUGAGUCUCUGGGCCGGGAAAACUACAAGGAGAUGUACCUCUUCCUCUACAGGACGGGGAGCGUCUCUCUUUUGGACAAGUACCAGUAUCCAAACAAAGACAAUGCCUUCAGCAGAGCCCCCUUCAUUGUCAAGUUCUCCGCUCCUGAAUCAAAGGAAAGCGAACUCAUCCUGGUGCCCCUCCACACUCCUCCGAACGAAGCGGUGGCCGAGAUUGACGCCCUUUAUGACGUCUACCUGAAGAUCAUUGACAAGUGGGGGACGGAUAACAUGAUGUUCUUGGGGGACUUCAACGCCGACUGCAGCUACGUGGGCAAGAAGGACUGGGCCUCCAUCCGCCUGCGGACCAGCGAGGUUUUCAAGUGGCUGAUCCCAGACUCGGAGGACACCACCGUUGGAGACUCCGACUGCGCCUACGACAGGAUCGUUGUGAGCGGCUCCCAGUUGAAGAAGUGGGUCAAAGCCAACUCUGCCAAAGUGUAUGACUUCCAGAAGGAUUUGAAACUGAGCCAAGAGGAGGCUCUGGCCGUGAGUGACCAUUUCCCGGUGGAAGUGACCCUGAAGUCCUAGUGAUGCUGGUGGCGCAUGCAUCCAUCUCCUCCUGGCUGGCACUAUCCCUGCCCUGUCGCUGCUGCAUUGCCGUCACAUUGUCCAAAAUCAUGUAUUUGCAUGCAAUUUUGAUAAUGAAGUUGCAAUAAUGCAGAGCCUGAGCAUGCCCUUGAGAUCCCAUUACUUUGAGGGGCUGCUGGAAAUCAAACGCGAGACCCUCGGCCUGCAGUGCUGCCACUCUACUCCUGGCCGUAUCUCUGCCUGCGUGGCUCUUGACGCUUUCAUCCUCUUGCUGGCCAUCCCUGACCAUGCACACCCCAAACCCCACCACUCUGAUGCCCAGCCACAUGGGCUAUGUUGGACGACUGCAACCGGUCAUUGGGAUGCUCUGGUGCCAACCUGAUUCUAAAUGCCAGACUACAACUCCCACUAUCUCCUGAAGCAAGCAAGCUGGCUAGUGACACUGGGAGUUGCAGUUAAAAUGCCUCUGGAGGGCAUGGCAGCAAAGAGCUGGGUGCAAAUUCUCACCCAGAAACAAAGCCUCCUGGGAGACAGACAUUCUCUCAGCCUGACCUACCUCACAGGGCUAUUGCAAAAGCAAGGUAAUGUGCGUGACUUGAUGUACAGUCCUUGGAAGUACGGGGACAAUAAAAGCAAAAUAAGAAACCUAAA
This is a messenger RNA of Sceloporus undulatus (fence lizard), 2204 nucleotides long. Its product is annotated as deoxyribonuclease-1-like 2. Gene Ontology annotation, biological process: DNA catabolic process. The record is from RefSeq and is a predicted model, not a curated record. Lineage: Eukaryota; Metazoa; Chordata; Lepidosauria; Squamata; Phrynosomatidae. Gene Ontology annotation, cellular component: nucleus. Gene Ontology annotation, molecular function: DNA nuclease activity. The transcript has 9 exons. Bases 579 to 1553 code for a protein of 324 amino acids.